Messenger RNA from Pomacea canaliculata, 2060 nucleotides. RefSeq lists its product as uncharacterized. The transcript has 4 exons. The record is from RefSeq and is a predicted model, not a curated record. The coding region runs from base 1145 to 1678 and encodes 177 amino acids. Lineage: Eukaryota; Metazoa; Mollusca; Gastropoda; Architaenioglossa; Ampullariidae.
AUUUUUUACCCAGGAUUGAACCCGACUGUUAUGCAUACCUUGGGUAUGACAGGACACAGUCUAGAGUCUACAAGCCCUGAACACAGAACAAAACCUAAUUAGUGAAAGGCAGAAGGGAAUGGAACAAAAAAUACAAAUUAGAGUGCAGCUAACCUUGGCUAGGUUCCCCCUCCCCACCCCGGUCUAACUGAACACGAGAAAGGAAGGUGAUGAGGGGAGAGGAUGCUGGCAUGUGGAUUAAAAUGAAAAGUGGAAAGACCUGUCAGAGGGAGACAGGAGGCCUCGCUGCGAUGGCGUCAGAGGCUGAAACAGGGGUGGCUCGCGAGCACGCGAUGUUCACGCGCUGAAAUGUCCGCGACAGCUUACAACCAGUAACGCUAGCAAGGAAAAGGGGAAAAAAAAAAAGGAAACGAUGAUGAUGAUGACGCCUCAGUCCCCAACCCAACCACCCUUAACCUUCGCCCCCGCUCGCCCUCCGAACCCACCCUCGCAAAAUCAAGCCUGAUUUUCUUUAGGGCUAACCCACACGGUCGCCAGCUUGCCCAGACCAGGCAAGGGAUUCACACGGUGUGUGUGGUUGUGUGUGUGUGCGCGUGCACGUUGCUCCAUUGGUUAGCCGGGUCAGUUUGCGACAAGACUAAAUCUUCACAGAUGGCGUAAUCAAGGAACCUUCGUCCCCGUCCACAUCCCCAAGCAGCUUUUAAUUUUUUUCUUUCUUUCUCUCUCUCUUUCUUGGGCUGCCGCGUUUUGGCAAAAGACAACUGUCCUCGUUUCUCGAUUUGUCGCAGUACGCGACCGACUGGUAGAUGUCGACCGAACAGCCGAAUCGAUCGAGCUGUUACGAGGAAUGACAGUCCUGCAAGGCGAGGACUUCUCGCGUUACCAGCGCUUCGUUUUCUUCCACGCGCCUCUGAUGCUGCCAUUUAUUUCCUACUCGGUCUGAUUCAGCUGUUGCCGACAAUGCUUUUCCAAUCCCGGAGCUGCACAGUGUGGAAAAUUGUCCCUUCGCCUCUGCCUCGUCAUCGAGAUUCGGGAGGACAAUGCCGCAGUGAGCGUCGCUCGUUUUAAAGUGAACCUGCUGACACCGAAAGGGACUUCAUCAUCAUUCUGAGUUUUGAGUUUAAAAAGGCCGUACAUAUACAGAAUGUAUACUAGACAUUCGGCCAAGAAGGCAAUGGGAGAUACUAAUGACAGAGAUGGCCUUCCUUAUCUGAUUAUCAUCGUGACACUGGUGUUGUGUUCUUUGCUGCUGGCAACCAUCGCCCUAAUCAUCGUUAUUGUCGUCAUCAGGCAGAAGAAAAAAGCACGUUCGGACAGUGUCCACGAUGAGUCCAUUGCCUACGACGAGCUAGGUAAACCCGAAACGCGUGCAAUGGAGGUACAGCCAGACCUAAGGACGCUCGAACCACGUGCGGACCCACGAGCAUUUAUGCCCUUCGCUCCAAUCCCGACUCGCAGAUACACAGCACUUCCGUUUGAGUCACAGCGCCGCCUCAUUCCUGUACCUGAGGAAGAAGGAAGUGCAGACGAGCGGUUGACAUCACCGGAAGAAAUUUUUGCCUUUCCAGUUUAUGAAAUGGACGUGGACACUUACGAUGCCGACAGUGAUUUUGCACAGUCCACGUUUCCGCCAGAGGUCGGCGAGGCAGUGAACGCCAAGCCAGACGGCAACACGUGAACAAUGAACGAAGACCUUCACACCUUCGACUUCGUUGAACCGACCACACCUGAACGUGGGCUCUUCAGCGGGUGAGACAAAAAGAAUCAGAAGGGCAUGUAAAACUAUUUGAGCUUUAUCUAAUUUUGGAAACACAUGAAAAUUCAAAUCAUGUGCCCCGUGCCACAAUGUUAUUGUGCAGACGAAACCGAGUUACACUAUUUUCGUACAAAAAAAAAUCACAUAAAAUGUGUAUUAAUUCCCCAAAUGUUCGGAACAUUCAAAAUGUGUUUAACGACUUUUUUUUCCUCAUUCAGCUUGUUUGCUGGUUCAUUGCUAUUCAAAAGUGUGUUCUUGUUGCUUCAAUGUCACGAUGACACUUUGUAAAAAAAAAACCAACAAA